AUGCCCACCCCCAGUCCCUCUCCUCUACCUUCCUCAUCAUCACCUCCACCACUUGUGAACCCUCGUGAUAUUACCUCUCCCGAACAAAUCACCGCUCAGCUCGCUUUGGUCGCACGGAGAGAAGCUGACCUCUCCCUCGCACUCAACGCCCUCAUCUCGGACCGUCAGCAAGUCGAGAGUGCUUUAGCUCACCUUCAAGAGCUCUCUCCAGAGAUAGAUAGAUUGUGCUAUCAAGUAGAUGGGGUCAACAAUCAUGCGCCACCGUUCGGAGCCAACUCUCGGGGUCUCGGACUCCAAAAUGGAGAUGAUACCUACUACGAUGAUGAGGAUGUUGGCCUGGUCGAAAGGGUAAGAAGAGUAUGGGAGACGAGUGAGAGAGUUGGAGGAAAGGUUAAAAGGCUUGAUCAAGAAGUUGGAAGGGUGAAAGAAGCUACAGAUAUCGUCACUGAGGUUUUGGAACUCAAGAAUGCGUUGCAGACAUUGUCAGCAGCCAUUGAUAAGGAAGACUGGGAGUCUGCUUCUCGUGCUUGCCGUCGAGCUAUGUCCGUUAGGAAAGAAGUGAUCGAUAGUGGUUUUGCAGGGGGAGUCGUUCCCACCCCUCAAAACCCUCUACAACCUUCACAACAAUUGGAAGAACUUCGUUCUACCCUUCUCCGAACAUUCAGGGAACAAUUCGAUGCUGCUGCUGAACGUAGAGACCAACAAGCUGUCUCCAGAUUCUUCCGUCUCUGGCCUGGCAUAGGUGCGGAACAGGAGGGAUUGAAUGCUUAUGGGGAUUUUGUUGUUGGAUUGGUGAAAGCUCGAAGCUCAAGUGCAGGAAAACCUUCUUCACCACUAUACUACUUGACAAAUCUCACCUCCCUAUUGGAAAGCAUAGCCCAUAUCAUCGACCAACACCAACCAGUUGUAGACAAAUACUAUGGUAAAGGUCGUAUGCGAACAGUUGUGGGUCGUCUUGUAGGAGAAUCAGACCGAGUGAUACGGAAUCUUGUGGAAGGAUGGGAAGAAGAACGUCGUGUUGGUAGACUGAUAUCUGAUACGAGACAAUCACAAUUCCAAAUAUUAUCCAACCCAACCCUCUUACCACCUCUCUUCUCAACUUUAUCAAAUCCUUCAGCUCCACAACUUUCUUUAGCAGCAUUAGCAACUUCCACCACUUCUCAUCUCCCGAAUCUUCAGUCGGCACAACAUCUCCUCCAAUCAUAUGCGCCUGGGGCAAAAAGACCUCAAGGUCAAAGCUCCACACCGGUUUCUCAGGCUCCAGUUGAAGAAGACCUCGGACCGGAUCCUAAAGAUGUUGAUCGGAUAUUGGGCGAGCUGGUGGCUUUGGGUGGAAGAUGGGCUAUGUUCAAGCGUUUUGUGUGGGAUAGAGUUGUGGAGGACAAGGAAGCGGACGAGAAGAAAAUGGAUGAUAUGGAAAUUGUCGAACAAUCAGGAAGUCAAAAAGCGAUCGAGAAUCUCUUAAAGGUGUAUUAUGAACCUUUGGAGAUUUGGUUCCUCCGUACCUCCAUUGAAAAGGCCCAUCGGCUGGAAACUCCUGACUUAUCGACUCGCCCUCACCUCUCUUCUAUCCUUGAUGACACUUUUUAUCUCCUCAAGUUAAUCUUAAAUCGGGUUCUGUCAUGUGGUUCUUUGUCUUCACUUCGUGUGAUGCGUCAUAAAAUAGGGGAGGUGAUUGAGAAAGACUACAUUGGUGUACUGAGGAGAAAGAUGGAUGGGGUAUAUGCUCUACCUCAUGCGACGGGGGUGGAGAGGGAGAAGAGGGAGCGGGAUCAGAAGAUCGCUUUUAUAAUAUGGCUCAACGACCUGGAUACUUCCGCAGACUACGUCGAACGGCUGGUGGAUGAAUUGAGAAGAUCUCUACCUCAAAUAUUCUUACCAGCUCAGGAAAAAGACGUUUUAGGUGAAUUAGACGUAAUUGCAGAACUUGCAGGACGUUUCAGAGCUUCUUGUCGGUCCGGUCUCGAACAAUUAUUCAACCAACUCACUAGACCUAAACUUCGUAGUGUACUGGACGAAUGUUAUAAAGACGUUUCGUAUCUUUUGGACGAUGAUGGAUUUGCCGAAGCGGAAGAAAUGGAUUUGGUAAGGAAACGUUUUAUACGUGUUUGGGAGGGUUUAGUAGAUGGUUAUCGGGAAACAUUCACAGACCAUAAUUACCAAGCUUUCUUCAGUAUGACCCUCGAAAUCCUCGUACGUCCUUGGGAAAAGUUGAUAAUGAAUAUGAAAUAUACAGAACUCGGCGCUAUUCGAUACGAUAAAGAUAUCCGAUCUGUUGUUAAUUUCCUUUCUACUCAAACAUCUUUCGGAGGAGUAAGAGAGAAAUUUAAUAGGUUACAACAGAUCGGAACUGUUUUAAACAUUGACGCCGAGGAAGAUCCAGAGGAGUUUUAUAGUAAUUCAGGGAUUAGCUGGAGGCUCAGUAAAGUUGAAUAUGAUACUGUUUUAGGAUUAAGACAAUAGAAGUGAGUGAUAUUUGGUCAGGAAAUCAUAUUUCAUAGUCAAAUUGAAUAUGUAUUCGCAUCAUGCAUGGAUCUAACAUUGGU
Tremella mesenterica DSM 1558 is the source of this 2546-nucleotide messenger RNA. RefSeq lists its product as uncharacterized. NCBI's taxonomy places the organism in Eukaryota, Fungi, Basidiomycota, Tremellomycetes, Tremellales, Tremellaceae. The transcript is spliced from 11 exons. The coding region runs from base 1 to 2463 and encodes 820 amino acids. The record is from RefSeq and is a predicted model, not a curated record.